AUGGUUAUCAAGGUGUACAUCAGUGGAAUGUCCGGCAACAAAGAGGUGAAGAAACGCCAGCAACGGGUCACGAUGAUCAUGGAAAGCAAGCACAUAGAAUAUACCGUCAUCGACAUCACAGAGCCGGGCCAGGAAGCGGAAAAGGAUUUCAUGCAGACGAACGCCCAGCACAAAGGAUGCACGAUCAGUGAUCCGAACCCACGGCACGCACUACCCCCGCAGCUGUUCAACGACACCGAGUACUGCGGUGACUACGACGACUUCGACAUGGCCAACGAGGUGGACAAUCUGGAAGUGUUCCUUAAGCUGGCGGCACCGGCACCCGAACCGGAGCAUAAAAAUGGCGACGAAUCUGCACCUGCCACCGUUGUCGCCGCCGAGGAUGAGGACGAAAACAAAGAAAACAAGACUGAAGACAACGGUGCUGCCGGUGACGGUGCGGAGGCGACUGAGGACGCAAACGAGGCGGCUAAGGCUCCUCCGGAAGAAGGAGGGGCAGAGCUGCAAUCGGAUAAAGAAAUACCUGACGAAGAAGCAACCGCUACAGUUGACGAGAAAAGCGAUUAUUUGAAGGACGCAACAGAGGAGUUGACAGAAAAGUCAGUAAAAGAAGAAGAAACUUUAGCUGAAGAUACGCAGGUGGAAGAACCGGAAGUUAACAUUGAAAAGGUAGAACCAACGGAAGCAGCAACGAUGGAGCACUCGAACGAAGAAAGUGAUUCUCAACAUGACGCAUCAUCCCAGCAGAAGGAUGAUGAGCAAGAAGAUGUUAUUGAAUUCAGCGAAGAACUUGAAAGCCCACCAACCGUUGAAGACAACACAACCGAACAGUUAGUGGUACAGAAUGAUAAUGAUUCUAAUGUUCCGGAAGUCAUAACAGAAGAGCAAGCAGCUACAAUGGAACAUGAGUCCGAUGAUGAAGAAGCUAGAGAUGAUUCCGUUCCUGAUGAUCCUGAAGACGAAACAGUAGAAGAGGCGAUUGUAGACGAUGAGCGGAAAGAAGAAUGCGCGAUCGCCAAGGAUAAUGGUAAAAUUGCUGCAGAAGAAGACAUUCUAAAGGAAGCUGUACACGAAGAAUCGGCGACCGGUAUCGACCAUAGUUUGGUGGAACAGUCUUCCUCAAACGAUCAACAAGAGGAUCAUGUCGAAGAGAUGGAAGUGGAACAGGAUAUUCUGACGGACGAGGACGAAUCAUCUGAGAGUGUGGAAGACUCAGAGGGUGACAGUCAGAUAGAAAACCCAGCCAAGGCGACAACAAGUCCGGAGAAGGACGUGGCAGAAGAAGAUGCAGCAGUGUCAUCAGAAACCGGAAUUACACAUGAAUCCCGAUCAAUCGGUGAACCCGAGGAACCGGCGGAGAUGGAGGCCGAUGGUGACGUCGAUGCAGAAGAACAGGAACUACGACGUGCCUCCGCAGCAUUGGCCGGCAAGAGCGAGGACGCCGUCGAGCAGAUCGGAAUGGAUGAGGUGGAGGAAGACGAAGCGGACGACGCACUAGUGGAAGCCGCCAAAGAGGACGAAAUAUCCAGCAAAUUGGUUGACACUGACGAUCCCAUGAUGGCUGAACAGGAGCAGGAAGAAUGA
This is a messenger RNA of Anopheles marshallii, 1584 nucleotides long. RefSeq names its product glutamic acid-rich protein (gene Sh3beta). The record is from RefSeq and is a predicted model, not a curated record. Gene Ontology annotation, cellular component: cytoplasm. The coding region runs from base 1 to 1584 and encodes 527 amino acids. NCBI's taxonomy places the organism in Eukaryota, Metazoa, Arthropoda, Insecta, Diptera, Culicidae. The transcript has 5 exons.